UUGCCGAACUCUGACUAGAGGGACUAUACUCCAACUCAGCUCAAUAUUUGUGGAUUUCUUUUUGUAUGCGAAUGGAUAUUAUUCAAGACGAUAAACAAGAUUGAUAUAUGAAACAGUUUAGCCAGGUGUACAUACAAUCUUAUGCAUACAUACGCAUUAUUGUAGAGGCCAGAGUUAUCAGCAGAGUAUCUGAGACAAAUAAAGAUGUGUUCUGUGGAUCUGCACUAGUCUGUCUCUGAUUGCUAUUCGGACUUGAUCGUAAUUAAAUCAUCAGCAAUCCGGAUUCAAUUCUCCAGCCAUGCCGCGCCUACCGUACACAUACAGAGGAUACGUGGUACCGGUAUUGACACCAAUUACUGAUGACAGUGCGCGUACUUUGAAUACUGAUGUCAUUCCGACGUACGCACAGUAUCUUGCUGAUAAUGGUGUCAAAGGUGUACUAGUAAAUGGAACAAGUGGCGAGGGUCCAUCUUUGUCCAUUGCUGAAAGAAAAACCAUUACUGAGGCCUGGGCCACCGCAGUAAAAUCUACUAAACAACACUUGAUGAUUCAAGUGGGCGGUGCUCCAUUACCGCAUGUCCUUGAACUGGCAAGACACGCUGAAAGUAUCGGAGUGGAUUCUCUUCUUUGCUUACCUGAACUUUACUUCAGACCCGCUAAUUCUGAACAAUUAGUAGAAUACCUAACUUUAGUAGGGGCGGCAGCGCCUAAGACGCCCUUGCUGUACUAUCAUUUUCCAAUGUAUACCAAUGUAAACAUUCAUAUGGGACAAUUCCUGGAAUCGCUUGGAGAUAAAAUUCCAUCAUUUGUUGGUAUUAAAUUUACCAGCACAAAUCUUGAGGAAGGAACUCAAGCUGUUCAUGCUGAUAAUAAUAAAUAUGUGAUUUUCCUCGGUAGUGAUCAGAUAUUUGCCGGCGCGUUAGCUUUAGGAAUCGAUUCUGCCAUUCCUACAAGUGUUAAUAUGUUUCCACGACUUGCAAUGGAACUUUUGGAUGCUGGACUUGAGGGCGACAUUAUGAAGGCCAGAGAGAAGCAGCAACAGCUUUCAAAGGCCAUUCAAGUUAUAGCGAUCGACGGUACUUGGGUAGAGACCAUGAAAGCCGCCAUGAAACUUUUGACUCCAAUCGAUGUGGGACCACCUCGUCCACCUCUUAGACCUCUUCCUGCGAAAAGUGUUGCUGCUAUGAAGAAAGGUCUUAAAAAUUUGGGUUACAAUGUCUAACUUCGUUAUUCUAUAACUUUUAUAACUUUCGUAUUUCUAGACGAAAGAUUUGUACGCAAAUUCUUAUGUAAAAAUAUAAGUUACAAUUAAAAAUUGAGUAUAUAUUAUUUUCAUCAUGAGAUAUUGAAAAUUGAACGUGGAGACAUACUAUGUACUGAAAUAGAAAAUUAUAUAUAUCUUC
Messenger RNA from Cephus cinctus (wheat stem sawfly), 1403 nucleotides. Its product is annotated as N-acetylneuraminate lyase. Gene Ontology annotation, molecular function: N-acetylneuraminate lyase activity; 4-hydroxy-tetrahydrodipicolinate synthase activity. The record is from RefSeq and is a predicted model, not a curated record. Bases 299 to 1222 code for a protein of 307 amino acids. The transcript is spliced from 8 exons. NCBI's taxonomy places the organism in Eukaryota, Metazoa, Arthropoda, Insecta, Hymenoptera, Cephidae. Gene Ontology annotation, biological process: N-acetylneuraminate catabolic process.